Caenorhabditis briggsae is the source of this 1146-nucleotide messenger RNA. NCBI's taxonomy places the organism in Eukaryota, Metazoa, Nematoda, Chromadorea, Rhabditida, Rhabditidae. The record is from RefSeq and is a predicted model, not a curated record. The transcript has 4 exons. The coding region runs from base 1 to 1146 and encodes 381 amino acids.
AUGCAAAACUUCGAAUAUUCUCUGAUCAUCUCAAAGAUCGCAUUCUUCACAGCGAUUUUCACCAACAAUUUUUUGAUCUACCUGACACUCUUCCAUACGAAAAAAAUCGAUAAUACCUACAAAAAAAUGAUCGCAUUUUUAAAUUUCAUCGGACAAAUUUUCUCGGGCUCCGAGCUCAUUGCUCAGCCUUUCAUGCACAAUUUCAAUAGUUCGAUAGUUUUCUUUAGCUUUCGAACUACAGUAUCCCAGAAGUUUAUGCAGUUCACACUGGCUUUUUACGCCGGAUUCGUUGGAUUGAUCAUUUCUUUAAUGGCUAUUCAAUUUUUCUACCGGUUUUUGGCACUUUUUCAUUCAAAAAUAUCAAAAAAAUUCGAGGGAAAGGGGAUUGUUAUAUGGAUUAUUUAUCCUUGGAUUCCCUGGUUUAUUUAUUUUAUAUCGCUUUAUUUAUUCUGUCAAACGGAUGAUUUUGCGGAUAGUUAUGUGAGAGCGGAAAUGUUUUCCAGUCACGGUCUGGAAAUUUCAAAUGUUCCCCGUUUUAUCUCAGUUUCAUAUGUGAGUUUUCAAAUUUCCAGAUACAUAUUGCCAAAAAAUGACAGAAUUAAAGAGUUUUCAAAAAUCUCAAAAACCCAUAUUUCAGAAUUUGGAUGGAUCGCUUCGCUGGAAAAAUCUGUGUUUCCUGGCACAAGCCGUAUUUAUCCUGGGCUUUCAUUAUUUGAUAAUUGUACUUUUUGCAAUCAAAAUGCAUUUUCAAUUAAAAAAGAAACUUUCCGAGUACUCGACAACAUAUUCUCGACUUCAGAAUCAAAUAUUUCUUGCAUUAAUUCUUCAAACUUUAAUUCCAACAUUCAUUUUCAUCCUUCCAGCUGGUCCCAUCUUUUUUGGUCCCCUUUUAUCACCGAUUUUCGAUUUUCCGAUUCGCCUAAAAUCCGGAUGGUUAUCAAAUUUCCGGAUGGUUAUAAAAUCCGGAUGGUUAUCAAAUUAAAUCAAAUUUUCAGUGUCUAUCCUGCCAUUGAUUCCAUUGUUUUUAUGAUGGUCGUGUCCGAGUACAGUAGGAUUAUUAAAUCUAGGAUCAUUGGAAUCUUCUCCACAUCUUCUCCAAUACCAACUCACAGCUCUACCAUAAAUGUUCGAGUCAGUCCUGUAUAA